Acyrthosiphon pisum (pea aphid) is the source of this 1791-nucleotide messenger RNA. RefSeq lists its product as uncharacterized. The transcript has a single exon. The coding region runs from base 726 to 1079 and encodes 117 amino acids. The record is from RefSeq and is a predicted model, not a curated record. NCBI's taxonomy places the organism in Eukaryota, Metazoa, Arthropoda, Insecta, Hemiptera, Aphididae.
GUUGUUGUUAGUUUAGUAUAUAGGUACCUACCGCAUAUAUAACUGUAUGUGACAUUCAUUAUUUCUUAAAAGUCUUGCGUACCUAUCGCCUAAAGUAUUGGUCCGCGAGACUAGCAUAUAAAUCUAUUUAAAGGAGUGGUUUUAUCGUCGAUAAUCUAUAAGAAAAUAGCAAUUUUAUGUCGUCAAUUUCAAAUAAAUUUCCGUUGAAAAAUAGUAUUUGUAAGCUAUCACCACGUGUAGGUAUUUGAGCAUUUGACACUGAGAAGAUAUUGUUAGAAUGAUACCGGACUUUUGGCACACACUAAACGACGAAAGUUAAAUAUUAUAGUAAGUUUGUCGUGAACAAUCAUUGCAUAACCAGAUAACUACUAUAUUUAGUCCUCACCAAUUACACGACGCCACGACCACGUGGUUACGUAACCGGCAGCCAUUUGUAGGGUAUAAAAACGAUAUACACACCGAUCGAAAUGCCAGUCAUUUAGUUAUAUUAACGCACAAACGAAUAUUAUAAUCAUCAUUAUAAUAUCGUUUACCGUACACUCUGCACCUAUAGUAUAAUAUACGUAUCGCUGCAGUAGCUUAUAUAUGCACACAAAUAUUAUAUAUAUAGGUACACUCAUUCACCGAACAAUUUCUAGUCGCCACUGCAAGUGAUCCACCGAGAAGCAGAUUCCUAAAUAACAGAUAUCGUACCGCAUAUUAUAUAGGUUAAGAUAAUAACAACAAUGCCCAUGUUCGCUUUCAUGAUACUGUUGAAUUUCUUUUUCUUGUACUCGCCCAUAGAGUCGGCGAUGAACGGCAAGACCUACGAUACGUGCCAGAAGUGUCUAGCUGACACUUGCCACAAACAAUAUUAUAGACCGUGCAUUUUCAGAAACGGCGGGUUCUUUUGUUUUACGUGUCAUUCCAAUAAUCGCUCAAAGUUCUACACCGAAGCUGGAUGCCAGAAAAUAUGCACGGACCCGGGGAGGUUGUGCGUUUGUGUCGACGCGUGUUACGAGUGCGUCACAAAAGGGGUCAGAGCUAAUCCGGAGAGUUGCAAAGAGCCAACCAAUGAUGAACUGAGCAAGUGCAAGUAAGGAGCAAGUAAGCUCCGUACGACACCACCAGCACGCCCGCCGUGAGAUUAUAAUUAAAAUAAUAUUAUGAUACUUAAUAUACAUAUUUUCAACUAUGAUUUUUGUUCUUAAAAAAAUAAUACCACAUUACAUAAUAAUAUCAUAUACUUUAGUUUUAAUAUACGCAUCCAAUCACCACCGUGAAGAAUUUAAUAUUGUUUUAACUGUUUUACUUCCCAUUAUAUUUUCGUAUAAUAGGUAUAGUCUAUUAGCCCCCCCCCCCCCGCCGGAUGCAGCGAAUCGUCAUCUUGCAUACUUUUAUUAUUUUGCCGCAGCUGUAGUUCGUAAACUAUGUUUAAAACUAUACUCCCAAUUGGUAAUAUUUAUUACACAAUUUUAUAGGUAUGAAUGUCAACCGUUUCCCGAAAAUGUGUUCGCCUGUGUGAAAAAAACAACGAAAAUACAAAAGUGCUCUAUACUAUAUUAAUGUUAUUCCAUAUUCUUUACAAUUUUAUCUAUUGUAUCAUUUGUAUUACCUAUUUUAUCAUACAUAACAUAUAGUUAAGGUGAUAAAUGUUCUUAAUAUUAUAUUGUGUAAUCGGUGCACCUAAAUAAUUCUAUGUGUUAUUUCAUCAACAUUAAACUAUUACUCCAUCACGUAUAUACAUAUUUUGUGCUUUAUUAAUUUAUUUUUUAGAAACUGACCCCACCGUUUUCGAAUGUUGUAAAUCUG